Messenger RNA from Cylicostephanus goldi, 1206 nucleotides. The record is from the annotation of a GenBank genome assembly. NCBI's taxonomy places the organism in Eukaryota, Metazoa, Nematoda, Chromadorea, Rhabditida, Strongylidae.
GUCUCCUUGAUCAGCAUAACAUCUGUAAAUCUACCACUCAUUUAUUCCUUUGUAUCACUGGCCGGAGUGAUGCUGCUGUUGGUGUCGACACCGAUAGGUUUCGCAAAAAUGUUUGGUAUCGUUGGGGAAAUGACCAUGAACUCAAUCUCCAUACCAGACCAGGACGAUAUCGUGGUAAAUCGUUUGGAGAGAUACUGUCAGCAACGAGCUGAAGCCUUGAAUAAUUAUACAAUCAAUAAUAACAUAAAGAGUCGGGACUACGACGGUAUUUCUUCAUUCUAUUCGCCAGCAUCUCACGGCUAUUCACCGUUGCGCCUGAGAGCUAAGGUUUACGCGAAUGGAAACCCUAUUGGUGCUGGCGAUUGUGGCGAUCCAUACUACUUGUUCUCAUCAUCAGUGUACGGAUAUUCUCCCCUAACGAAUGGCACCUUUUCUUCCAUAGGUGGCUAUGGAGAUUGUGGCCUGAACCAUUCUGAAAAGACUGAAGAUCUGGAUGGGUUUCCGAAGCACAGUAUAAGCAAUGGCUGGGCUAAUGGAGCUGCUGUGAGAAUGCGUCACCCAAGUGCUAUGGCUAGCCAGUUCUGCUCUAAAGUACGAGAAAAAUCCGUGAGAUGGUGUCAGCAGUUUACUCGUGUCAUCAAAUUUCCUGCCAUUGUGGUUAGCUUACUGGCUUUGACGGGAAUUUCGUUGCUGAUGGUGGUAAUAAACUCAUUGAAGCUGAUGUUUGGAUUUCGAAGUCUACCAGCGUAUGCACAGUACAUGGAAGUGCAUACAAGACAUUCUCUAGGUAUUCUUGGCGUGGCUAUCGAGAGUAUCACGAUCAUGUAUGUGAUGGCAACUUCUCUUAUCGGUUUCUACUCGAUGCCUUUUGUACGAGCUUUACGUCCCCAUCGAACCAAUACUUCUCUGACAGUGAUCAUCAUCAACUGCAGUCUGGUAGUGGUACUAAGUUCAGCUUUACCUGUGCUAGCGAAUACUUUGGGGAUCACAUCCUUUGAUCUCCUCGGAGCAUACUCGUCUCUGAAAUGGCUGAGCAAUUUUGAACUGGUGCUGGCAUACAAUCUGCUAUUCGCGGCUGCCACUAUAGUCUGCGUUUUUUCCAAGAUCACGAGUCCAGUAAGAAAGCAAAUUUUGAAGAGGUUCCGACAAAUUCGAUGUCGCUGUUCGGUGUCAGUCGAUGAGGAAGCCACGGAGAAGAUCGAGUAG